Messenger RNA from Prunus armeniaca (apricot), 1566 nucleotides. The record is from the annotation of a GenBank genome assembly. NCBI's taxonomy places the organism in Eukaryota, Viridiplantae, Streptophyta, Magnoliopsida, Rosales, Rosaceae.
AUGUCUGGGUACUCGUUUCUGAACGACCAGCUCUCAAAGCGGACCUCCAUUUUCGGUUUGCACUUGUGGGUUGUUUUGGGAAUUUGUGUAGGAGCAGCCAUUGUUCUGGUUCUCUUCCUCAUAUCACUCUGGUUCACUUCACGGCGCAACAGUAGUUCCUCGAAAGCCAAGACCUUUAAUCAGAAUUCAACCAUCCCGAACGUCUCUAAGGAGAUCCAAGAAAUCCGAAUCGACCAUGCUCGGAACCCAGUACCCGACCCGAAUCCCAUCCAGCACCAGAACCACCCCGACCCGGUUGCUGACUCGGAGCCCUUGGCCAGAGCCCAAGCGCUGCUUCUUCAGCCGGAGGACCAUGAGAGCCCCGCUGGGGGUGGUGGCCGACAAAGAAUUCACAUUGAGAUUGGGAAGGACCAUCGGAUUUCGUACCCGGAGAAGGGAGGCGGGUCCUCGCAUGGAAGUGGUGAGGCUCGUUCUGGGGACCAGGGGCUGAUGGCUGUGCCUGAAGUUUCGCAUUUGGGUUGGGGCCAUUGGUACACUCUCAGAGAGCUCGAGGAUGCUACUAAUGGGUUUGCUGAUGAGAAUGUGAUUGGUGAAGGUGGCUAUGGAAUUGUGUACCGUGGUAUCUUUGAGGAUAAUCAUAUGGUUGCUGUCAAGAAUUUGCUCAAUAACAAGGGACAAGCUGAGAAGGAGUUUAAGGUCGAAGUUGAAGCAAUUGGCCGUGUUCGCCAUAAGAAUUUAGUAAGGUUGCUUGGUUAUUGUGCUGAAGGAGCUCAUAGGAUGCUUGUAUAUGAGUAUGUUGACAAUGGAAAUUUGGAACAAUGGCUUCAUGGAGAUGUUGGGCCAACCAGCCCUCUUACGUGGGAAAUUCGUAUGAAUAUAAUACUUGGGACAGCGAAAGGGUUGACAUACUUGCAUGAGGGGCUUGAGCCCAAGGUCGUUCACCGUGAUAUAAAGUCUAGCAACAUCUUACUUGAUAAGCAGUGGAAUUCAAAAGUAUCUGACUUUGGCUUAGCAAAGCUCCUGGGCUCAGAAAGGAGUUACGUGACAACUCGUGUGAUGGGAACAUUCGGAUAUGUAGCUCCAGAAUAUGCUAGUACUGGUAUGUUGAAUGAAAGAAGUGAUGUUUAUAGUUUCGGAAUUCUCAUAAUGGAGAUAAUUUCUGGGAGAAACCCAGUGGACUAUAGCCGCCCUCAAGGAGAGGUGAACCUAGUUGAGUGGCUUAAAGCAAUGGUUACAAAUCGAACUGCUGAGGGAGUUUUGGAUCCUAGGUUACCAGAGAAACCUUCUUCAAGGGCACUGAAGCGUGCUCUUUUGGUUGCCUUGCGUUGCGUGGACCCGAAUGCUCAAAAGAGGCCAAAAAUGGGGCAUGUGGUACAUAUGCUUGAAGCCGAUGAGUUCCCUUUCCGAGAUGACCGCAGGGCUGGAAGAGAAUAUGGACGGUCACCGCAUGAUGCUUCAAGGAUGGACAAGCGCGUGAUUGAAUCAGGUGAUAGUAGUGGAUAUGAGAGUGGUGCCCAAACUAACCAGUCAUUAUGGAGAAAGCGAGAAUUGGAAGAAGAGCAUUAG